CUUUGUACGCGUGUUUAUAUCAGUCCAGCAAACAGCUGAUCGUUUAUUUUGACCUCACGGGCAGGGGUGCAAUGAAUAUAAAUUUAGCGACACGAUAACAAGCGCCAUUGUCACAACAAUAUUUACUUGUUAACCGCUUUUUCGCCUUGUAAAUACUGCAUAAACAGAAACUCGAGGAGCACCGGAAGGUAAAGCGCGAAUUUCGAUUACUUAUCAUCCGAAGCCUAUCGCGUCGCAAAAUAAACACAGGUGUGUUGUGCAAUCAACGGAGAAUCUGCCGCGCGAAUAUGUCGAGCUCUCCCGAAAAUCUCACCAUCAAGCAGCCCAUCAGACGCCUGGAAAUCCAGAUCAACAAUUUCAACGUUGCCAUUCCGCAUCAUGUGAAUGUGCUGAAGCGGCACAAAAACAACAUUAAGAAGUAUCAAGAUCAGCACAACUGGGAGUUGGUACGAAAGGAGCACAUAAACGUCUCUCGAAUCAUCAAGCAGUUGAAGGAGUUGCUGUAUCAAAUGGACACUCUUCGAGCACAGGUUCUCGACGCAGACAUCGAUCAGUUUGACAAACUAACGAGAAACGCGCGAGGGAGCAUUAUGAGCACUAUCGAGGAGUAUUUAGAGAUGCAGCUGAAUUUUCCGACAUCGCCAUCCAUAACGCCCAGAAGUGAGAAUGAAGACACACAAGUAAUGCAUCCACUUGAUGACAGCUACGUGCAGUUGCAAGCCGAACAGGAAGAUCUGCAGCGUCAGCAGGCAUGUCUGCACGUCUGGAACACUCUGCAAGGAGACAUGCAGCAGUUGCAUGAACUGUUUAUCGAAUUCAAUAAGGUUGUUCACGAUCACAAGGAAAUGGUGGACAAUAUGGUGACAAAUGUUGAAGAAGCUCAAGUAAACGUGGACGAAGGCGCAAGGUUCCUCGUAAAGGCCUCGAGGUACAAAGUUGCCGCUUAUCCCAUAGCAGGCGCUAUGAUAGGCACGUGUAUCGGAGGACCAAUAGGCUUGAUAGCUGGAAUGAAAAUCGGUGGCCUCGCUGCUCUGGGUUGUGGUAUCCUAGGUUUCACAGGAGGAUCGUUAUUGAAAAAGAAACAGAUAGAAUCGCACAGGGAAGCAGAAACGCAUUCGAAUAGAUCGGAGAUUGAUCUGAAAAGUGUCAAGAAAUCCGUUUCUUGCCCGGACAAUUUGAAGGUGGACAAGAAACAGUUGUGACAAAGCGAGACUCCGUCGGAAUGUGAUAUCAAUUUUAAACGUAAGAAAAAAUGCAUCGUUGUAUAAUUUUAUAAGACUGCUGAGAUGCACACGCGUGCACACGUUGUCUUCUGUCUACGUAUUUCUUAUUUGUACUUGUAGGAAAAUUUACAAAGCUUUAUACAUUUGAGAAUUCGAUCUUUUAACACUUAUAACGUACUAUUUAUAAUUUUAUAUAACUGAAGAAAACGUUGACUAGUCUACAAAUCUAUUCUGUGUACCUUUCUUAAGAAAUAAGCGCUAACUUAAUAACGUAUUGCAACAUUACUGAUUGUUUUUAUUAUAUUUUCGUGGAAAUAGUAAGUAUAUAGUCGGCUUACAAGUCCUAGUCGCACGGCAAACAUCACAUUAAGGAUAUGGCAGUAUCUUUUUUAUGAAACAAUUUUGUAUGCCUUUCUCCUGUGCCUUGUUACUGCUUCAAAUCAUUGAAAAACAUCGUAUCGUGCUUCGCAGCAUCUACCAAAUACGUUGUAGCCGCUCUUGUAAUUACCUACGAAUUAAUACAUAGUUAUGAUCAUAUCUGCAAUAUGAAACUUAAUAAAUGCAGUUCAACAAAAUUUA
Ooceraea biroi (clonal raider ant) is the source of this 1802-nucleotide messenger RNA. It is a transcript of the gene Syx17, whose product is annotated as syntaxin 17. Gene Ontology annotation, biological process: exocytosis; vesicle fusion; intracellular protein transport. NCBI's taxonomy places the organism in Eukaryota, Metazoa, Arthropoda, Insecta, Hymenoptera, Formicidae. Gene Ontology annotation, molecular function: SNARE binding; SNAP receptor activity. Gene Ontology annotation, cellular component: plasma membrane; endomembrane system; SNARE complex. The record is from RefSeq and is a predicted model, not a curated record.